This is a messenger RNA of Musa acuminata subsp. malaccensis (wild Malaysian banana), 728 nucleotides long. The record is from RefSeq and is a predicted model, not a curated record. NCBI's taxonomy places the organism in Eukaryota, Viridiplantae, Streptophyta, Magnoliopsida, Zingiberales, Musaceae.
AGACCUGGACACUCACUCAAAAAUCUAGGGUUUCCAUCGGCACCGCAGACGGCUGAGAUUUCGGAUCGAGGGUUCUAUUUCAUCGAUUACGAAAAGGUGCUUCGGGUGUUCCUCGGAGUCGUCGGACUGAGUUCGCAAGCUCCGUGUGUUGUGGAAGCGAAGAUAUAGAGGGCGAUAGCGAUGGACCCGAGGACGGACAAACUAAUACGGCGCACCGCCAUGGCCGGCACCGUCACCGCCGCUUACUUCCUCAUCACCGCCGACUACGGUCCUCAAGACCACGCUCUCCUCGCUAUUACGAGAGCUAUCAAAUCCAUGGAAUCAUCUCUUAAGAGGUUUGUAUUUGGCUCAGGAGAUGGUACUCGAGAGAAUGAGGAAGAUGUACAUUCAAAAUAGUGAUCUUGGCUGCCUAAAUCAAGCAAGAGCAACUCAGGUCAUCAGGUCUGUUUAUUAUAUUGCCUGUAGCACUUAAUACAUGAAUGUAAAUAGCCAUGGUUUUAAGUGUCUUAUGAACUCUCUACUUCGUCACAAGCAAAUAGAGACCUCUUUGGGAAUCCAUUUGAUUUAGUAUUAGUUCAAAGUUUGGUUUCCUGUGGCAUCUUGAAAAUUUAGGUACAGGUUAUAUGUUGUACUUUGUGAUUUCCCCUCUUAGUUUUCUGAUGUCAACUCUGUUAUGAUUAGAUCCUCUCAUGUUGAUCAAGCAGCACCGAUUCAUAUCACCAAUCCAA